AUGGCCUACAACACGCCCAUCACAGCCGCCGGUAGCAGCUCGAACUACACUUCCGCCUACAAGAAGCAUUUUGGCGAUCGACCGGUUGCAUUUGCGCUGUCGGAAUCGCGCCCGUCGUCGUCAUCCUCUUCAACUUCGCACCACAGUGUCUCGGGCGUCGAUGGGUUCGCCUCGUGCUCCCACUCCCAGGUGUCCGGCCUAGACCCGUUUGCCGCGGCCUCGUCAACGAGCUUCGCUUGCCGAUCAACGGAGAAGCAGGUGGGGAGGGAGGAGGUGGUGGAUGAAGGGACGCGCACCCAAUUGGCAAACCUAGGUUGGAGGAUACGAGCGACUGUCAACCAAGGCUAUUCCCGAACUUCCACAUGUCAUACGGGAAGCGGGUUCGUGAGCGAACGAGAUGUGUUGCGCAACGUGACAAACAGCCGACGUGGCUGGAGUCGCGUCGCUACCGCCCCUACCACCGCACCCACAUUCGACGGUAUGAGGUGCCCACCGGCCGCAGACCAAGCUGUGCUCGAGGGGGCGGUGCAGAAACGCAGCAGACGCCUGUCCGAAUCGGACCAGGAAGAGGAACAUCCCAUGCAUGAGGAUGGGGAGAGAAGGAUCAAAGGUCUACCCAAGUUGAGCUUCAGUUCGUCCACCAGUUCGGCUACAUCUAUGCUCUCCACCAGCCCGUUCGCUCCCGAACCGACAACCCUGGGCCUGCCCGCGGGAAGGAGCAAGAGCUUUGUCCGCACCCACAGCGAGCGCUUGCCCCCGUUGAAGCAGGAUACAGUGAUGGACGAGGAGAUGGGAGACGCAUAUGAUUUCUCCUCUCACUUUGGUCGGACCGACUUUUAG
Messenger RNA from Kalmanozyma brasiliensis GHG001, 840 nucleotides. RefSeq lists its product as uncharacterized. NCBI's taxonomy places the organism in Eukaryota, Fungi, Basidiomycota, Ustilaginomycetes, Ustilaginales. The coding region runs from base 1 to 840 and encodes 279 amino acids. The transcript has a single exon. The record is from RefSeq and is a predicted model, not a curated record.